Molecule: messenger RNA, 2569 nt
Organism: Lasiosphaeria miniovina
Lineage: Eukaryota; Fungi; Ascomycota; Sordariomycetes; Sordariales; Lasiosphaeriaceae
Product: P-loop containing nucleoside triphosphate hydrolase protein
Exons: 2
Coding region: 347-2569 (740 amino acids)
Biological process (GO): microtubule-based movement
Molecular function (GO): ATP binding; microtubule binding; microtubule motor activity
Source: RefSeq, a predicted model, not a curated record
GACUGUUCAACUCAGUUGCAGAGUUUAGCCGUUGUUGUUGCAGUGGCGUGAGGUGGUGUUGUGGCUGACAGCGAGUGCCUGCAGGGCGGGUGCACGUUGCACGCGGGACGAGCCUUAGCCAGGGUGUGAGGGGCUUGGCGUGGGUUUCUCCGUGGCAACUGCCCCCUGCCGUGUAAACACUAAACAGUCGCUUGCAAGGUUGCCACGGAUCAAGCCAGCAAACCGAUUGGCGCCAGCGUCCACCAAACAAGGAAACUAAGCUACACUAGGGUGAACAAGGGCAAGAGCCGUCGACGAGUCGGGUGGCUGACCGAGUAGAAAAACAUACGGACUAUUAUUCGGGGGCAUGUUCCGCAACCUCACGCAGCGCUUCCACGACCUCCUCGCCGACGUCCAUGACUCUCUGACUGCAACUGCCCUCGAGCCGCGUCUGAUGCCGAUGCCGAAGACGAUGCCGAUGACGAUGCCGAUCCCGAUGACGAUGCCCAGCCUCCAGGGGCCAGCCGCCCAGCGCGGUGUCCGCUCCAGCGCCUCGACGCCCUCGCUGCGGUCCCGCGACGGCACCGUGCCGAACCACGCCCGCCUCGAUGCCGGCGGCAAUGUGCGCGUCGUCGUGAGGGUGCGCGCCUUUCUGCCUCGAGAAAUCGCCCGCAGUGCCCAAUGCCUCAUCCGCAUGGACCCCCUCUCGCAGCGCACCACGCUCGUGGCGCCCGGCGACGGCGAUGCGGACCCGGCCAACGCCAGGGCGCGCGCGCGCAAGGCGACCGUCGAGGACAAGUCGUUCACGUUCGACAAUAGCUUCUGGAGCCACGACACGGACGACGAGCACUACGCGACACAGGAGGACGUCUACGACAGCCUCGGCGAGGAGUUCCUCGACCACAACUUCGAGGGCUACCACACGUGCAUCUUCGCGUACGGGCAGACGGGGUCGGGCAAGUCGUACAGCAUGAUGGGCACGGCGGACCAGCCGGGGCUGAUCCCGCGCACCUGCCAGGACCUGUUUGAGCGCAUCGCCGCCGCCCACGACGAGACGCCCAACAUCAGCUACAACGUGCGCGUCAGCUACUUCGAGGUCUACAACGAGCACGUGCGCGACCUGCUCGCCGCCCCGCCGGCCCCCUCCCAGGCCCCCUACUACCUCAAGAUCCGCGAGUCGCCGACCGAGGGCCCCUACGUCAAGGACCUGACCGACGUGCCCGUGCGCUCGCUCGACGAGAUCCUGCGCCACAUGCGGAAGGGCGACCAGAGCCGCACCACGGCGAGCACCAAGAUGAACGACACGAGCAGCCGCAGCCAUGCCGUUUUCACCAUCAUGCUCAAGCAGAUCCACCACGACCUCGACACGGACGAGACCACGGAGCGCAGCAGCCGCAUCCGCCUUGUCGACCUGGCCGGCAGCGAGCGCGCAAAGUCGACCGAGGCCACGGGCCAGCGCCUGCGCGAGGGCAGCAACAUCAACCGCUCCCUGACAACGCUGGGCCGCGUCAUCGCCGCCCUGGCCGACCCCAAGAAGACCCCGUCCAAGAAGGGGCCGGGCUCAUCGUCGGUUGUGCCCUACCGCGACAGCAUCCUCACGUGGCUGCUCAAGGACUCGCUGGGCGGCAACAGCAAGACGGCCAUGAUCGCGUGCAUCGCGCCGAGUGACUACGACGAGACACUCUCGACGCUGCGGUACGCCGACCAGGCCAAGCGCAUCCGCACGCGGGCGGUCGUCAACCAGGACAGCAUCAGCACGGCGGAGCGCGACGCGCAGAUCGCGGCCAUGGCCGACGAGAUCCGCGCGCUGCAGCUUGUUGUGGGUGACAGCCGCCGCCGCGAGAAGGACGCGCGCGAGGCCGAGGAGCGCCUCGAGGACUACCAGGCGCGCGUGCGCGGCCUGCAGCAGCUCAUGGACGAGCGCUCGCUCGUCGCCGAGGGCAAGAUCCGCUCGCUGCAGACCGAGAACGAGGCCCUGCGCCUGCACCUCAAGCUCGCCCUCGAGAGCCUCAAGAACCCCAUCCCUGUCGUCACGGUGCGCGAGGUUGACGAUGGCGUUGCGCCUAACGCUGGCGUUGAAGAAGAGGACGGCGAUGACGACGUCACGGCUACCAAAAAACAGAUCUACCGCGACAGGAUGCUGCUCUCCCCGAAGCGCCAACACCAUCAGACUCCAGACGAAGACAAGGAAAACCACACACCAAAGGGCCACCGCCACUCACUCCACCACCUCUCCCCUGACAAAGACCAAGACCAAGACGACGGCUACGCCUCUGGCGGCGACAACUCAGAUUACACCGACACAGAAGAAGCACCGAACCACUACGAAGCCGGCGCUGAUGACAUGCACGAGCAGAUGCAGGUGCUGCUGCGCGACCUCGACAUGUUCCGCCGCAAGAUUGGCGACGACAAGUCGCGUUUCUUUCUCGCUGCUGCUGCUGACCCAAAGAGCCUUAAACCUCACCACCAAAGUGGUAAUACCGGUAGUGGUAACAAGGAGUCUCUUACUGCUGCGGCCGCUGUGGCCAUCUCGGGCGGGGCGCUGGCGAGGAGGAGGAAUCCGCUUGGCGAGAGGAGUAAUAUCAUAUGA